Messenger RNA from Nematolebias whitei (Rio pearlfish), 893 nucleotides. RefSeq names its product peroxisomal biogenesis factor 7 (gene pex7). The record is from RefSeq and is a predicted model, not a curated record. Lineage: Eukaryota; Metazoa; Chordata; Actinopteri; Cyprinodontiformes; Rivulidae. Bases 30 to 893 code for a protein of 287 amino acids. Gene Ontology annotation, biological process: protein import into peroxisome matrix. Gene Ontology annotation, cellular component: peroxisomal matrix; cytosol. The transcript has 9 exons. Gene Ontology annotation, molecular function: protein binding.
GGCUCGGAUCAACAGAGAUCUGAUCCAGAAUGCAUCAUGUUUUCAGACGGACUCGUUGGACUGUAGCAGCUGACGCCGCCUCCUCUGCAGAGCUGAUGAUGAUGACGACGAAGGUGUUUCGGACUCCGGCCCGUCACGGGUACGCGGUCGAGGUGUCGCCCUUCAUCCCCCGCAGAGCGGCCUGCGCUGCGUCCCAGCACUACGGGAUAACGGGUUGUGGCUCGCUGCUGGUCCUGGAUCAGACUGACACCGGCGUGGCUUUGGUGAGAAGAUGGGAGUGGGGCGAUGGGCUGUUCGACGUGGCGUGGAGCGAAGCCAACGAGCACGUCCUGGUGGCGGGGGGCGGGGACGGAAGCCUGCAGCUCUGGGACACGGCCAAUCAGCACGCUCCGCUCAGGGUGGCCAAAGAACACACGCAGGAGGUCUACGCCGUGGACUGGAGCCAGACCAGAGGGGAGAACCUGAUCGUGUCCGGGUCCUGGGACCAGACUGCCAAAGUGUGGGAUCAGAACCUCAGCGGGUCGCUGAUGACGCUCCGAGGUCAUGAAGGCGUCGUCUACAGCUCCGUCUGGUCUCCUCACAUCCCAGCAUGCUUUGCUUCAGCCUCAGGUGACGGGACCCUCAGGAUCUGGGACGUGAAGGCCGCAGCGUGCCGGCUGGCCGUCCCGGCACACAAGGCUGAGAUCCUGAGCUGUGAUUGGUGCAAAUAUGACCAGAACAUCGUGGCCACGGGUUCGGUGGACUGCAGCGUGUGUGUGUGGGACCUGAGGAACGUCCAAAAACCUGUCAAUCAACUGCUGGGACACGCCUACGCCAUCCGCAGAGUCAAGUUCUCGCCGUUCAGUCGGACGGUGUUGGCGUCUUGCUCCUACGACUUCACCGUACGGAACUGA